Messenger RNA from Hyaena hyaena (striped hyena), 1145 nucleotides. RefSeq names its product CD209 molecule (gene CD209). The transcript is spliced from 8 exons. Bases 80 to 850 code for a protein of 256 amino acids. Lineage: Eukaryota; Metazoa; Chordata; Mammalia; Carnivora; Hyaenidae. The record is from RefSeq and is a predicted model, not a curated record.
UUCCUGAGGAAGGGCUGCCGGGGCAGCACGUGGGGUUAUAAAGCCCACAGUCUGGCGAGCGGCCGGAAAGCGGAGGAGAAUGGCGGAGAUGUGUGACCCCAAGGAGCCGGGUGACCCCAGUGAAGAGGAGGAGAUGUUUGGGGGCCAGAGACUGGCGAAGAAAUACACUGGAUUGCUCAGGAGCUCACGGAGCCUGCCAGGGUGUCUGACCCGGGCCCAUCUGCCUCUGCUGCUGCUUCUCAUCUCUUUGGGCUUCUUCAUGCUCCUCGUGACCACUCUGAUCCAAGUCUCCAGGAUCCACCAGUCCCUGCAGAGGGAGACGGGGAACCAUCAGGAGACAAGCCGUCAGGGGAGCCCCGGCCUAGGGGAUGCUUCUCGGGAGCAGAAACCAUCAGACCUGGAGGAGAUCCUCCAGCAGUUGACGUGGAUGAAUGUCACCCUGGCGGGCCUGUGCCGCCACUGCCCCUGGAACUGGGAGUUUUUCCAGGGAAGCUGCUACUUCUUCUCCCAGACCCAGAAUAUCUGGAAAGAGUCCAUCACCGCGUGUCAGAGCAUGAGGGCCCAGCUGGUGAUCAUCAACAGUACUGAGGAGCAGAAAUUUCUGAAGGCUUGGAAUUCGAAAAAUAACCAGCGCGUAUGGAUCGGCCUCAGUGACCACCACAAUGAGGGAUCCUGGAGGUGGCUGGACAACACCCCCCUCCAGCUCAGCUUCUGGAAAGAAGGAGAGCCCAACAACCAUGGAGAUGAGGACUGUGUGGAAUUGUACAGCGACGGCUGGAAUGAUAACAGAUGUAGCACGGAAAACUUCUGGAUCUGCAAGAAGCCCUCGUCGCCCUGCCCUGGCCCCUGAGGGCCUGAGCUCCCCCCACCCCACCCCGUCUCGAGAGACGAGGCAACGUGGGUACACAUGCUGUCACUUUUCCUCUGGCUUCAUUCUUUCCGCCUCUCCCGCCGGAGGACUCCCAGCCUUCUUCUGCAUGGAGGUCUUUAAGAUCCUGAGAGGGAUUCUGAGGCCCCUUCCCUUCUAAGGUCUGUCCCUUUAGAGGCUCUGGACAUCUCCCUUCUUCUGUUGAUGGUCUCAGCCCCCCAACCCUCACUGACAUCCCCUCAAUAAAGUCACAUGGUGCAUUAUGUGUUCCAUUGAA